CCUUUUCCAAAGGUAUCCCUCAUCAAGACCUAGCUCUGGCAUUGCCAUAUAACAGACUUUUUGAUUGUCCUGAGAAAAAUGCAGUCGCCAUUAUUUCCUCACCGCUCUCUUGAGCCCAUUUCAGAAGAAGUCUCUCCCACAGAUCAUGAGAUUUUACGCUAUGGUGGCACAUCAUCCAGCCUUGAAAGACUUCCCUCCCGGCUGCAGCAAUCGAAACGAGCAUCUACAGAUCUUCGCCAACAGCUCGAGGAACUCGCAUAUGAGGCCAGCUACCUGCGGGCUGAAUUGCAGUGGCAAAAGGAGUCAAAGCAAGCCCUGCUACACUUCCGGGAAGAAGUUUUCGGAGUGUUUCAUUUGUUGGAAGAUGCCCUUGUUCAAGUGACUACAAGGCUCCGCGAUUCCGAACAAAGAUAUAUUAGUCUUUGGGGACGUUCAUCGGGUGGUGGCGAAAAUGGAGGAAUGAUUUAAGAUGGUUUGAUUGAUAUAUUUUAUGCGUCACCAAUCAAGCAACGCUGAGGAGGGAAAGACAAUGAAGGUUCUAUGUGGACAGAAUAUAGUGGAAU
Aspergillus glaucus CBS 516.65 is the source of this 563-nucleotide messenger RNA. RefSeq lists its product as uncharacterized. The record is from RefSeq and is a predicted model, not a curated record. The annotation marks the transcript as partial. NCBI's taxonomy places the organism in Eukaryota, Fungi, Ascomycota, Eurotiomycetes, Eurotiales, Aspergillaceae. The transcript has a single exon.